Molecule: messenger RNA, 1386 nt
Organism: Megachile rotundata (alfalfa leafcutting bee)
Lineage: Eukaryota; Metazoa; Arthropoda; Insecta; Hymenoptera; Megachilidae
Gene: Arl6IP1
Product: ADP-ribosylation factor-like 6 interacting protein 1
Cellular component (GO): membrane
Source: RefSeq, a predicted model, not a curated record
CUGUAUAAUGUAAAAAAAUUACAACUGUGUUGUAUUAUAACUUACACUUUCAAGUUUGUGGCGUAUUAUUGACACCGUGACUUUGAAUAGUGCGCAUUUGAAUACCCUUUAAACUAUUAACAGGAUGUCUGAUAAUACAGGAGUAGAAAGGGAAAAACACAUGAAACAAUUAAAGCGUCAAAUGGAAUGUUGGCGUGAAGUAAUACUCUCAUUAAAUUCCAUUCUAUUAUGGGAACGAUUUUGGUAUCCUGGUCUUAUAGUUGGAAUUACUAGCACAAUAUUUUUUCUUAUAUGGCUGUUGGAACCUACUUCACUUACAAUGAUAUCUGUAUUACUUCUUCUAUUGGCUUUAAUUGACUAUCUUGUGCCACCUAUGACAUCAUUUUUAUAUCCUGUUAAUAGUUGGACAGGUCAGAAAGAGAAAAAAUUAUAUGAGAUUUGUAAAAGUUGGGAUGCAACAAUUUUAUGGUUGCAAAAUGCACGCGUUUCAAUGUUACAAACAAGAAAAGAUCGUCCUAAUGUUUAUUAUGCAGCAAUAAUAACUUUUCUUGUCAUUUGUAUAUGGAUUGGAAGUACGGUCAACAACUUGCUUCUAUCGUAUAUUGCAGGUAAUAUGUUUAUCUAUUUUUCUAAUUGUGUCUUCUAUAAAAUAGAUAUAUUAGAAUCAUCUGUAUUCUAUUGGGUUGUUGCAGUGAACACUAUUUUACUUAUGCCAGGAAUUAGACAUAAAGGACGUGUAAUAUCACAAUUGUGCGCGAUUAUUUUCAUCUACUUUAUGGCCUUUCUUGUUUUUAAAAUUUCUUAUUUUUAUUAGGUUAAUUCAUAACUUAUUCAUUUACGAUUAAUGAAAACUAGAUUUUCAGCUUUUAAAAGGUACAAUUACAAUGAUAGAGAUUAUGUAUUCAUUGAUUUGUUGUAUCAUAUAAUAUCUAAUAUUAUAGUUUACUUUGACUGCACUUUUAUACCAUAAUCAUACUUGCAUGUUGUUUUUAAAUCCAUGAAUCAUAAUAAAACUACUCCAUCUUUUAUCACAGUUCUGAUGCUUAACUAACGAAAUUCGUGUAUUAUUUCAUUGUCAUAUAUUUCAUCUAGUGCUGGUUAUUAUAUUUCUAAUAUAUGCGUUAUAUUGCAUUAUAUAUCAUGUAAUAAUAAUUGUAUGAAGAUGUAACAUUAAGUUAUAUAAAAUUUUGAAAUUUUUGAAAAUCGCGGGUAUAGUAAAUGACAUAUUUGGCGGCGCUGAUGACAUUUACGAGUAAGCUUGUAUCGGUUAUCAUAUGUGUACCUUGACCAAAUCACUGCAACUUUAAUAUAAGGAAAAUAACAAGAAGUGAUUAUGUUACGCACAGUUUCGAUUAUACAUUUUAUGAUAAUCAUUAGUGAACAAUA